Molecule: messenger RNA, 771 nt
Organism: Zygosaccharomyces rouxii
Lineage: Eukaryota; Fungi; Ascomycota; Saccharomycetes; Saccharomycetales; Saccharomycetaceae
Gene: MRPL24
Product: mitochondrial 54S ribosomal protein bL28m
Exons: 1
Coding region: 1-771 (256 amino acids)
Cellular component (GO): mitochondrial large ribosomal subunit
Molecular function (GO): structural constituent of ribosome
Source: RefSeq, a predicted model, not a curated record
AUGUUUGGUACUUGGAAUUUCAAAAGAGCCUUUUCUGCGGCAGCUGUUUCAUGGAGGCAAUGGAGAUUGGUAGAAAAUAGACGAAUAGCUCAGCAACCCAUAUACCGUGUUGGUGAUUCUAAACCGCUUUGGGUCCCAAGAGAGAAUAAAGAGUUCCCAGAUUACAAGUAUGGUGAAUCCCGUGUUUUUAAGCAGAGUAACAAGGGUCUUUAUGGUGCAUCCUACGUGCAGUACGGUAAUAACAUCGCUGAAUCCAAAACGAAGACAAGAAGAAGAUGGUUACCAAAUGUCAUAAGGAAGGGCCUCUGGAGUGAGACCUUAGAACGUAAGAUUUCCCUAGGAAUGACCGCAAAAGUUUUGAGAACUAUAAGCAAAGAAGGUGGUAUCGAUAAUUACUUGACAAAGGAUAAAUCUGCAAGAAUCAAAGAAUUGGGGCCCACUGGUUGGAGAUUAAGAUAUCGUAUUAUGAGGCGGAAAGAACUGGAGGCCAAUAGACCACAUAAGGAUGCCGUCACCGUCAAUGCGGAGGAUGGUAAACCUGUGACCGUCUAUUACAAUGAGACGGUUAAGGGUUCGCCCAUUAAAGUUGUGGCCGGUAAAAGAAAGCUUCUCAAAUAUCUUUUCCCAUUGGAGAGGCAACAAGUAAGAGAAAGUCACGGUGAUUUGACCUACAAGGAGUUCUUGGACAAGCAUCAAAAUUUAGAGAUCAAAGAAGUUUUGGAGAGGUUAGACAAUCACGGAUUUGAUCUAAAGAGCAUUAGCAUAGCUUAG